AUGGACGUGGACGUGGACAUGGACGUGGACGUGGACCUCGACGUGGACGUGGAAGUGGACGUGGUCGUGGACGUGGACGUGGACGUCGACGUGGACCUGGACCUGGACGUGGACUUGGACAUGGACGUGGACGUGGACGUGGAGCACCUGGACGUGGACGUGGAGGACGUGGACGUGGACGUGGACGUGGACGUCGACCUGGACAUGGACUUGGACGUGGACGUGGACGUGGACGUGGACGUGGUUGUGGACGUGGUCGUGGACGUGGACGUGGACGUGGACCUGGACGUGGACGUGGAAGUGGUCAUGGACGUCGACAUGGACGUGGAUGUGGACGUGGUCGUGGACUUGGACGUGGACGUGGACGUGGUCGUGGACUUGGACGUGGACGUGGACGUGGACGUGGUCGUGGACGUGGACGUGGACAUGGACGUGGACCUGGACGUGGACGUGGUCGUGGACGUGGACGUGGACCUGGACGUGGACGUGGACGUAGACGUGGACCUGGACGUGGACGUGGACGUGGACGUGGACAUGGACGUGGACGUGGACGUGGACGUGGUCGUGGACGUGAACGUGGACGUGGACGUGGACCUAGACGUGGACGUGGACCUGGACGUGGACUCAGACGUGGACGUGGACGUGGUCGUGGACGUCGACGUGGACGUGGACGUGGACGUGGUCUUGGACUUGGACGUGGACGUGGACGUGGACGUGGACUUGGACGUGGAUGUGGACGUGGACGUGGUCGUGGACGUGGACGUGGUUGUAGACGUGGACUUGGUCGUGGACGUGGACGUCGACGUGGUCGUGGACGUGGACGUGGACGUGGUCGUGGACGUGGACGUGGUCGUGGACGUGGACGUGGUCGUGGACGUGGACGUGGACUUGGACGUGGACGUGGACGUGGUCGUGGACGUGGACGUGGUCGAGGACGUGGACGUGGACAUGGUCGUGGACGUGGACGUGGACAUGGACGUGGACUUGGACGUGGAUGUGGACGUGGACGUGGACGUUGUCGUGGACGUUGACGUGGACGUUGAUGUGGUCGCGAACGUGGAAGUGGACGUGGACCUGGACCUGGACGUGGACGUGGACGUGGUCGUGGAUGUGGACGUCGACGUGGUCGUGGACGUGGACGUGGAUGUGGACGUGGACGUAGUUGUGGACGUGGACGUGGACGUGGUCCUGGACUUGGACGUGGACGUGGACGUGGACGUGGACGUGGACGUAGAUGUUUUCGUGGACGUUGACGUGGACGUGGACGUGGUCGCGAACGUGGACGUGGACGUGGACGUGGACCUGGACGUGGACGUGGACGUGGACGUGGUCGUGGACGUGGACGUGGACGUGGUCGUGGACGUGGAUGUGGACGUGGACGUGGACGUGGUUGUGGACGUGGACGAGGACGUGGACUUGGACGUAGAUGUGGACGUGGACGUGGUCGUGGACGUGGACGUGGACGUGGUCAUGGAUGUGGACGUGGACGUGGACGUGGUCGUGGACGUGGAUGACGUGGUCGUGGACGUGGACGUGGACGUGGACGUGGACCUGGACCUGGACGUGGAAGUGGACGUGGUCGUGAACGUGGACUUGGAUGUGGACGUGGACGUGGACGUGGUCGUGGACGUGGACGUGGACGUGGUCAUGGAUGUGGACGUGGACGUGGACGUGGAAGUGGACGUGGUCGUGAACGUGGACAUGGAUGUGGACGUGGACGUGGACGUGGUCGUGGACGUGGACUUGGAGGUCGACGUGGACGUGGACGUGGACGUGGACGUGGUCAUGGAUGUGGACGUGGACGUGGAUGUGGUCGUGGACGUGGACGUGGACGUGGUCAUGGACGUGGACGUGGACGUGGACGUGGACGUGGACCUCGACGUGGACGUGGAAGUGGACGUGGUCGUGGACGUGGACGUGGACGUCGACGUGGACCUGGACCUGGACGUGGACUUGGACAUGGACGUGGACGUGGACGUGGAGUACCUGGACGUGGACGUGGAGGACGUGGACGUGGACAUGGACGUGGACGUCGACCUGGACGUGGACUUGGACGUGGACGUGGACGUGGACGUGGUCGUGGACGUGGUCGUGGACGUGGAAGUGGUAAUGGACGUCGACGUGGACGUAGAUGUGGACGUGGUCGUGGACUUGGACGUGGACGUGGACGUGGACGUGGUCGUGGACGUGGACGUGGACAUGGACGUGGACCUGGACGUGGACGUGGUCGUGGACGUGGACGUGGACCUGGACGUGGACGUGGAUGUAGACGUGGACCUGGACGUGGACGUGGACGUGGACAUGGACGUGGACGUGGACGUGGUCGUGGACGUGGACGUGGACGUGGACGUGGACGUGGACCUGGACGUGGACGUGGACGUGGACGUGGACCUGGACGUGGACGUGGACUCUGACGUGGACGUGGACGUGGUCGUGGACGUCGACGUGGACGUGGACGUGGACGUGGUCGUGGACGUGGUCGUGGACGUGGACGUGGACGUGGUCGUGGACGUGGACGUGGUCGUGGACGUGGACGUGGUCGUGGUCGUGGACGUGGACGUGGACUUGGACGUGGACGUGGACGUGGACGUGGUCGAGGACGUGGACGUGGACCUGGUCGUGGACGUGGACGUGGACGUGGACAUGGACGUGGACUUGGACGUGGACGUGGACGUGGACGUGGACGUGGACGUGGACGUUGUCGUGGACGUUGACGUGGACGUGGACGUGGUCGCGAACGUGGACGUGGACGUGGACCUCGACCUGGACGUGGACGUGGACGUGGACGUGGUCGUGCACGUGGACGUGGACGUGGACGUGGUCGUGGACGUGGACGUGGACGUGGUCGUGGACGUGGAUGUGGACGUGGUCGUGGACGUGGACGUGGACGUGGACUGGACGUGGACCUGGACGUGGACCUGGACGUGGACGUGGACGUGA
Molecule: messenger RNA, 2940 nt
Organism: Closterium sp. NIES-65
Lineage: Eukaryota; Viridiplantae; Streptophyta; Zygnematophyceae; Desmidiales; Closteriaceae
Source: the annotation of a GenBank genome assembly